Cavia porcellus (domestic guinea pig) is the source of this 3286-nucleotide messenger RNA. It is a transcript of the gene Tmprss13, whose product is annotated as transmembrane serine protease 13. Gene Ontology annotation, molecular function: serine-type endopeptidase activity. Gene Ontology annotation, biological process: proteolysis. Gene Ontology annotation, cellular component: membrane. The coding region runs from base 152 to 1954 and encodes 600 amino acids. The record is from RefSeq and is a predicted model, not a curated record. NCBI's taxonomy places the organism in Eukaryota, Metazoa, Chordata, Mammalia, Rodentia, Caviidae. The transcript has 14 exons.
UGGGCAAAACACAUGUACAUGUUGCACUGCAACCUUAUAGCAGGACAGAGGCCCCUCAGCUCAGGCAGGGGCGGGUAGACGGGGCAGAACAGCUGCACCUGGCUGGCUAUGGGUUAUUUCCUGCACCUGGCUACUUCCAGGUGUCUAGGAAAUGCUUGGAACAAGAGCCUCGGAGCCAGGGCCUGCUCCUCCCAGCUCUCUUCCUGAUCCAUCCUUCACUGCCUUUCUGGAGAUCCCUGUGCAGCAGCCUCCUAUGCUGCCCCCACCCACAGAUUGCGGAGGCUCCAGGCAUUCUUUGCAAAGGAUCCCCCAGGUGCUGCCGAGGCACAGCCAGGUGGCAGCGAUGGCAGCCUGUGGUGAGGACCUGCUUCAUGGCACAGGGAAGAAUGCUUCCCCUGCAUGGACAACUCCAGCCCAGGCCUCACCGGCAAGGACACCCCCAGCCCAGGCCUCACCCCCAAGGACAUCUCCAGCGCAGGCUCCCUCUACCCGGAAAUCCCCUUCCAGGUCGUCAUCUAACAAGUCUUCCUCUGCCAAGUCAGCCUCCAUGACAUCCUCCCCAACAAAAGCAUAUCUUGUUAGAGCAAAACCAGUUGUUAUCCCCAUCCGAGCAUCUCCUGCCAGGUCAGCAGCAGCCACCAGCACCAACAGGCAGAGCCUAGGUUUCGGCUUGCCCAAGAUCUCCUGGCAAGAGUGUAAGAAGCAGCUGCCUCUCAUUGGGUGCGUCCUCCUCCUCAUCGCCCUUGUGAUCUCGCUCAUCGUUCUUUAUGGGGGACGAGAGCCCCAGAGUCCAAGAGGGAUUGCAGUCUACUUCUGGCAAGGCCAUACAGGGAUCAAGUAUAAAGAGGCAGUUGAGAGCUGCCCCAUCCAUGCCGUUCGCUGCGAUGGGGUGACAGACUGCAAGCUCCGGAGUGACGAGCUCGGCUGUGUGAGGUUUGACUGGGACACAUCUCUGCUGAAAGUUUACUCUGGGACUUCCCGUGAGUGGCUGCCCAUCUGCAGCAGCAGCUGGAAUGACUCUGACUCCCAGAAGACCUGCCAGCAGCUGGGGUUUGAGAGUGCUUACCGGACAACUGAGGUGGCACAUGGGGAUUUUGCCAGUAGCUUCUCAAUCUCUGAAUUCAACUCCACCAUCCAGGAAAGCCUCUACAGGUCUCAAUGCCCUUCCCAGCGGUACGUCUCUCUCCAGUGUUCCCACUGUGGACUGAGAGCCAUGACCGGGCGGAUCGUCGGAGGGGUGCUGGCCUCAGGGAGCAAGUGGCCCUGGCAAGUGAGUCUGCACUACGGCACCACCCACAUCUGCGGGGGCACGCUCAUCGACCCCCAGUGGGUGCUCACUGCUGCCCACUGCUUCUUUGUGACCCGGGAGAAGAUGCUGGAGGGCUGGAAGGUAUAUGCAGGCACCAACAACCUGCACCAGCUGCCCGAGGCAGCCUCCAUUGCCCAGAUCAUUAUCAACAGCAACUACACCGAUGAGCAGGAUGACUAUGACAUUGCUCUCAUGAGGCUCUCCAAGCCCUUGACCCUAUCCACGCACAUCCACCCUGUCUGCCUCCCCAUGCAUGGACAGACCUUUAGCCUCAAUGAGACCUGCUGGAUCACGGGCUUUGGCAAGACCAAGGAAACAGAUGAGAAGACAUCACCCUUCCUCCGGGAGGUGCAGGUCAACCUCAUCGACUUCAAUAAGUGUAACAGCUACUCAGUCUAUGAUAACUACCUCACUCCAAGGAUGAUGUGUGCUGGGGACCUUGCAGGAGGCAGAGACUCCUGCCAGGGCGACAGUGGGGGGCCUCUUGUCUGUGAGCAGAAGAACCGCUGGUACCUGGCAGGCGUCACCAGCUGGGGCACAGGCUGCGGCCAGAGAAACAAACCUGGCGUGUACACCAAAGUGUCAGAAGUCCUUCCCUGGAUCUACAGCAAGAUGGAGAGUGAGGUGCGCUUCCAGAAAUCCUAACUGGCUCUCGCUCUCAGCACGGACUGCUGUGAAGACUCUGGCUGAACGCCCUGGGCCAUUUGCGACAUCUGGGCUAAUGGUCACCGGGCACCUUCAUCACUGCCACCUCCACUGUCUGCUGCUUCUGUGUGUCUGUGUGCACGCACAUGUGUGUGUGUGUGUGUGAGAGAGAGAGAGAGAGAGAGAGAGAGAGAGAGAGAGAGAGAGAGAGAGACUGUUCUCUGAAAUCCUUCAGAAACCAAGAGAACUCUCAGCUCUUCUUGGAAGCCCAGGCUGGAAAUCUUCAGGAGAUAAAAGCUUGGGCACCGUGGAUGUUCCUCCAGGGGCGUCCAUAGAUGAAUAAGGAGGUGAAGCCAGGACAGAGCCAAAAGAAGGGCCUGCGGGGGACGUCAACAGUUUCUGCUCCUCUGACCCUGACUUGGACACUAGGCCAGAGCGAGCUUGGGGACAGCAUUGCUGUCCUGAGACAGAAGAUGGGAUUUGUCACAGAGUGCACUUCCCGGUGCUUGGACUGUCCUACGUGGAAAGGCGUUUGCAUUGGCAUCUGUGUCCUCACUCAGACCCGCUGCGGGUGCCAUGGGUGCCAUGGAUGUCCUGGACCAGGCUGUGACUGUCUGCACUGAUGACUGUGACUGUACUUGUUUGGUCACAAGCUGUUGGGGCAGAUUUUUAUUUCAUUUUAUUUUUAUAUUUAAGAAAUAUAAAUACUGUAGAUGUAUUUAAAAAUAUCUCCAAAAAUUUCAGGGUCCUUGAGAGUUAGCAUUAAUCACUCCCUGAAACUCUCAGGGAUUCAUGGGAGCAUCCUACAAAGUACUCCAGGAGAAGGACCUGGAAAUGUCCCAGGUGGACUUUUCCAAGUCAGAGAUACUCAGGGAAGCAAAUCUUCAACUGGGCCUGCAGGCAAAUCCCACACAGAGCUGCAAACUGUUCCUGCCUUCAAGAGCUACCGUGAGGACACGUUGGCCCUCCAAACAGCUAUUCUGGAGGACCUGAGUUGGUCCCAGUCCUAUAGGCCAUCAGUGCACCCAGCCCCUUUGCCAGCUGAAGGCCUGUGCCUCCCUCUUUUCUCUGGGGCACCUAUAUCUCCCCAGGCCCCUCUUCCACCUCCCACUGAUGCUGUGAUUCUUGGAAGCAGGUGCAAAAAGAUCAGUCUGGUCCAGCCCAGCUAGGGCAGGCAACCCCUCAGACAGAAGACCCUCCCUGAAGAGCAGGCCAAGUCAGGUAUGGAGGGCAACACUGGGCAAUGUUACCAAGGCUGGGGAGGAGGGCACCAUUCGUGUCCACCACAGUCCCUCAGCCCAGAUCUUCAGUAAUAAAAGUGUAUGACAUGAA